AUGACUGUCGAUACUCCCACUGGCCGCAAGGCUCUACAUCUGUAUCAUGGAGACUCUGAGAGUUGGGUAGCUCGGGCGAGUGAGAAGCGCGCCGAGUGUUUUGAAGCAAUUCCAAAGGAUUGGGUUCUCACUCCUGGCAUAAUUGAAUCCCUUGAGAUGCCGUUGGAAGAGCAUAAGAAUGAAAUUAUGGCUCUCGAUAUUCCCCGUCGUUCAGGUAUACUCACGGAAAGGGAACUUCAGAUCACAGAAGAUUAUGACGUCUCUGCACUACUCCAGAAGUUAGCUACCGGAGCCUUUACUGCUGCAGAGGUCACCCUGGCGUUCUCGAAGAGGGCGGCUAUUGCCCAGCAAUUGACCAACUGCCUCACUGAGACCUUUUUUGAUCAAGCCAUGGCUCGAGCUCAAGAAUUAGAUUCGUUGAUGGAAUCUGGGAAGCUGGCCGGUCCUCUCCAUGGACUCCCUAUUAGCCUCAAAGAUUGCUUCCAUGUGACUGGAACACAGGCAACUUUAGGACUGAUCGCGUAUCUCGACAAGUAUUCUGACACAAACGCAUGCCUCGUUGAUAUGCUUCUAUCUCUUGGUGCCGUCAUCUACGUCAAAACCAACAUACCCCAAACGAUGAUGACAGCAGACUCGGAUAACAACGUCUUUGGUCGAGUCUUGAACCCUUGGAACACAAUGCUUGGCGCAGGAGGCUCAAGUGGAGGAGAGGGGGCCUUGGUGGCAUUUCGUGGAUCGCCCCUUGGCGUGGGCACUGACAUUGCAGGCUCCAUCCGGAUUCCAGCGCUUUGUUGCGGAACAUACGGAUUUAAGCCAACGGCAUCUCGCGUGCCUUACGGAGGUCAACAGAGCUGCAGCAAUCGGGGUCUCAAGUUUAUCAACGCAUGCGCUGGACCUCUAGCCAACGAUAUUAACGCGCUUGAAAUCUUUGUCAAGGCCGUGAUUGACGCGCGCCCAUCAAAAUAUGAUUCGACAGUUAUUGACGUUCCCUGGAGAGCUCUGUCUUCGGACCCAAACCGGAAGCUUCGCCUGGGAGUUCUUGCUGAAGAUCCGAAAUUCCCCCUGCACCCAUCCAUCAAAAAGGCUAUAAAGGAGGCCACCGAGAGGCUGGAAGCAGAUGGUCAUCAUUUGAUCAGACUCAAUGCUGAAGAUUGCCAGAUUAGCAGCACAACCAAGAUCGCCUGGGAUCUAUUCGGCUUUGACAAGACAGCUAGCCUUUUACUUUCCUCAGCAGGGGAAAAGCCCAUCCGGUCCCAGGUUCAAAUCGCAGCGCAGAUACAAGAAGUGUAUUCUAUGGGAGCGCAAGCCACGGCAUCCACUGAAACUGAGAUGGACAGGCUGGCGGCCGCCAACAUCAAAAGGUCGGCGGCAAUCGAGAACUGGCGCAAGAUAUGGAACCUCUAUGAGCUCGACGCGGUGGUGGGCCCUGCAGCUCAAAAUACCGCGGUUGAGCACGACAUGUAUGGACUCCCGCCAUAUACUGUUUUCCUGAACGUUCUUGAUUAUCCCGCCUGCGUCAUUCCGUUUGGGAGAGCAGAUGGAUCAACCGAACCCCAGUUCGACCUUCAACCUGGUCAAGGCGGAGCUCCUUACAACCCCACGCUCAUGCAAGGGGCACCUCUUUCGAUACAGGUGUUUACUAGCGGGAUGCGGGAUGAAGAGUGUCUAGAUAUCUCCAAAGUCGUUGAUAAGAGUUUGAAUGGAACGAGCCGGGGUAUGGACUAUUAA
This is a messenger RNA of Ilyonectria robusta, 1728 nucleotides long. Its product is annotated as amidase signature domain-containing protein. The coding region runs from base 1 to 1728 and encodes 575 amino acids. The transcript is spliced from 6 exons. The record is from RefSeq and is a predicted model, not a curated record. Lineage: Eukaryota; Fungi; Ascomycota; Sordariomycetes; Hypocreales; Nectriaceae.